AGGUAACUAAUACAACCAUGAUGAAGAUGUGUUUCAGUGUAUAAGAAAUAGUGAAAUGAAAAUAGCAGUGAAAUAUUUAGCGUGGGAUCUAGAAACUUGAGCGCAAAUACCUAACUACGGCAAGUGAAAUAGGACAUAGCUAUUUUUUUGUGCAUCCGUUUCUGCACUGUCAACGCUUGGCUUGGUUGUUGGGCGGAGCUGCUGGGAACAAUGAUGUCGGAGCAGGAGGCUCUGAAGUGCUCCAGCGCAAGAAACCGUGGAGGAACGCAGCGGGUUGAAGGGAAACUGCGAGCCAGUGUGGAAAAGGGAGAUUACUAUGAGGCUCACCAGAUGUACAGAACCUUAUUUUUUAGGUAUACGUCACAGGCAAAGCAUGCAGAUGCCAGGGAGUUGAUGUACAAUGGUGCCCAGCUCUUCUUCAGUUACAACCAGCUAAACAGUGCUGCAGACCUGUCAAUGUUGGUACUAGAGUCUUUGGAGAAAUCAGAGGCAAAGGUAGAGGACGAAGAGUUAGAGCACCUGGCUAAGCUGUUCAGUUUGAUGGACCCUAACUCCCCAGAGAGAGUAGCAUUUGUGUCCCGCGCACUCAAGUGGUCCACAGGCGGCUCGGGGAAGCUGGGCGCUCCCAAACUGCAUCAGCUCCUGGCAGUCACCUUGUGGAAAGAGCAAAACUACAGUGAGUCUCGCUACCACUUCUUGCACUCCUCUGAUGGAGAGGGCUGUGCCCAGAUGCUGGUGGAGUACUCGGCGCAGCGGGGCUUUCGCAGUGAGGUGGACCUGUUUGUGGCGCAGGCCGUCCUACAGUUCCUCUGUCUAAAGAACAAAAACAGUGCGUCUGUGGUGUUCAGCACAUAUACUCAGAAACACCCCUCAAUAGAGAAGGGCCCUCCCUUUGUCCAGCCCUUGCUCAACUUCAUCUGGUUUCUCUUGCUGGCGGUGGAUGGAGGGAAAUUAACAGUGUUCACAGUGCUAUGUGAACAGUAUCAGCCUUCCCUGAAGAGGGACCCUAUGUAUAAUGAGUAUCUCGACAGAAUAGGUCAGCUUUUCUUUGGGGUGCCACCCAAACAGUCCUCAUCAUAUGGUGGAUUGCUCGGAAACCUGUUGAACAGCCUGAUGGGCUCAGGUGAGGAUGAGGAGGGAGAAGAAGCACAUGAGGACGGCAGCCCCAUCGAGCUGGACUGAGAGCUCUGGGGCGAGCAAGGAUGACCCCCCCCCCCGGGGUAGCAGAGGUGUGCUGGUCCCCAGUUCCCCCAGACAUCCAACCAGAACAAAAAGCAGGCCAAACCAUCCCACUCAGCACAACCUGGACUGCGCAAAAAUGCAAAUGCUUUCCGUUUGAGUUUUAUUUUGGUUUUAUUUUCAUCGUUUUUGUUUCUUAGUUUUGGACAAUUUUCUGUGUAGUUUUGGUUUUUAAAAAGGAAAAGGUAAGCAGCUGCGAUCCUUCCUUCCUUCCUUCCUUCCUUCCUGGACUUCUUAUUUUCUCUCAUCCCCAGGGACAGAACAGAUUCAACAGUGGCUGCAUAUUCAUUUGUCAUAAUUAACUCAUAAAAUAACAGGGAGUAGUACUUUUUCUCCCCAUGCACCAUGCAUCCACCACAGGUGGAGGUAGUAAUUUGUAUUAAAGAGUUACUAUAACCAACUUGUAAUCCAUGUAAAUGUUCAAUAAUAAUCAAGAGUGAUAGGGGUGUGGUGAGCUGCAUGGUGUAGAGUCAGUGGAGAGAGAUAUACAGGUAACUGCCAAAAUAAUGGAAAGACUUGAGUAAAUGAGGGAUAGAAGUGUAUUGAAAGCAAGUGCACUAACAUCACAUCAUGCUUGGGGUAAUAUAUAAAAAUGCUGGUCAGGCCAUUAUUUUGGCUACCAUGGCUAUUUCCCCAUAGGAUGACAAUGCCCCCAUCCACAGGGCACGAGUGAUCACUGAAUGGUUUGAUGAGCAUUAAAAAGGUUUAAACCAUAUGCCAUGGCUGUAUCAGUCACUAGAUCUCAUCCCAAUUGAACACUUAUGGGAGAUUCUGGAGCGGCUCCUGAGACAGCGUUUUCAACCACCAUCAACAAAACACCAAAUUAUGGAAUUUCUCGUUCCAGACAAUAGAAUCUAUGCCAAGGUGCAUUGAAGCUGUUCUGGCUUGUGGUAGCCCAACGUCCUAAUAAGACGCUAUGUUGGUGUUUCCUUUAUUUUGGCAGUUACCUGUACCUGUCGGGCAUCGUAUACCUGGCUGCAAACUAAAGCCGGAUUUGACCACUAUUCAUAAUCUGUUAACGUAUGGGAGAUUACAUGUGUGUUUAAAUUGACAGGAGUGGAUGGGUAUGCUCAGAUCAUAUAUACCUGGCUGUGUGUGUGUGUUGAAUGUAUUUGGCAUGUUCAUGUGAAUGUGAGUCAGUUCCGUUGAAGUCUUCUAUAUCGGGCGUCUUCCCCCCCAGAUACAUUUUCAGUUUGAGUUGGGUGACUGCUCCAUUUUGUCGGUCCAGAUGUUUGACUGAGAUCAGACGGACGAAGGGAAGAUUAAACAACUUGAAAGAAACAAUCCCAGCCUACCAUAGUAUUAUAUUGUCUAUAUCCAGAAGCUUACAUUAUUUAUCUUACCGGGUUGGGCUUAAAUGCAUACUCCAGUAUCCAAAAUGAAUAUUCCUUUACAUACAUGGAGUGGUUGUUUAAGUCAGUAAUUUGACAUUUUCUUCUGCUACUGUACAUGUUUUGGGAAUUUCUUGAAUUCAUGUUUUACAGGUUCUUAUCUGUUUUGGAAUUAUAACUGCUGUAGAAAUUCUCAAGGGUGAAACUUCCAAGCUUCUCUACAGCCACCUCGAGAUGUUUUGUUAUUAUAAAGUGAAAUCCUUGAUAAUAGUCAAGAUGUCCAUUAGGGUGUUACUACUAUAACAUCUCUCUGCUUAAGAAAACAAGUUAAUGCCACUGGUUACAUAAGUAUGCACCAACUCCACAAAAUAAGUAGCCUGGAUAGCAAAAAGGUCUGAAUCUAAUAUUCCUCCUGCUGUGUGAGUCGUAUGUACGGUAAUGCACAGAAUGUUGAGGGAAUGAUACCAGAGUUGUGUGGAGUAUGUGUGACCAAAGGCUUUUAGACAGACCACGGCUCUGGCGGGCUAGCCAGCAUGUUGAACAUAACAUUUUGUUUUUGAUAGUUUCAUUUGAAUGCAAAUGGGGGUUGUUUGCCUUUUAAAUGUUUCACUAAUUGAGUAAAUAAACAACUGAUGAUA
This is a messenger RNA of Coregonus clupeaformis (lake whitefish), 3208 nucleotides long. RefSeq names its product Golgi to ER traffic protein 4 homolog. The record is from RefSeq and is a predicted model, not a curated record. Gene Ontology annotation, molecular function: protein binding. The transcript has 9 exons. Bases 211 to 1182 code for a protein of 323 amino acids. Gene Ontology annotation, biological process: protein insertion into ER membrane. Lineage: Eukaryota; Metazoa; Chordata; Actinopteri; Salmoniformes; Salmonidae. Gene Ontology annotation, cellular component: cytosol; BAT3 complex.